AUGGUAAGAAAUUUAAAGAAUAGAAUUGAAAAGGUGGGAGAGGAGAAUAAAUUAUUUAUUGUUGCCCUUGCCUUGUGCGCCAGCGCUUAUGCUGAUGUAUCGGAAUUAGGUUAUAAAUAUCAACAACCUGCUGUAGCUCCAGUACGUCAAUACACCGCUCCUGCUCCAGUUCAGCAGUAUUCUGUCCCAGCUCCCGUGCAACAACACAGUGUUCCUGCUGUAGCCCGUGUACAACAAUACACCGCUCCUGCUCCAGUUCAGCAGUAUUCUGUCCCAGAUCCCGUGCAACAGCACAGUGUUCCUGCUGUAGCCCGUGUACAACACUACUCAGCUCCAGCUCCAGUUCAACACUACUCAGCUCCUGCUGCAGCUCCAGUUCAACACUAUUCUGCUCCUGCUCCCGUCCAACACUACUCAGCCCCUGCUGCAGCUCCAGUUCAACAAUAUUCCGCUCCUGCCCCAGUCCAACACUACUCAGCCCCUGUUGCAGCUCCAGUGCAAAAAUAUAGCCCUCCUGCCCCAGCACAACAUUACUCAUACUCCGCUCCUGUAACAGCUCCCGUUCAACAACACCCUGUCUCUGUUCAAGCUCCAGUCCAACAUCAAACCGUUCACAUACCCGCUCCAGUACAACAACACUCUGUUACUGCACCAGUACAACAAUAUUCGGUGCCCGCCCCAGCUCCAGUACAAAAAUAUUCCGUCCCUGUUCAGUCACAUGUAGCUGCUACAACUCCAGUCGGUCAAUAUUCGUACCCUGCACCCGCACCAGUACAAACAUUCACUGCUCCUGCUCCAGUUUCUCAAGCUUCAGCUUCAGUUGUACAAGUCGCCGCUCCAGUUGCUGCUGUCUCUCAAUCCUACCAAACCGUGCAAGCUACAUCUGGCCAAACUCAACAAAGUAACCAAGGUUACCACUAUAAGACUGCUCGCCGUGUUGUCUAUAGACGUCGUGUCUAA
Musca vetustissima is the source of this 960-nucleotide messenger RNA. RefSeq lists its product as uncharacterized. Gene Ontology annotation, cellular component: RNA polymerase II transcription regulator complex. The record is from RefSeq and is a predicted model, not a curated record. Gene Ontology annotation, molecular function: transcription coactivator activity. Bases 1 to 960 code for a protein of 319 amino acids. Gene Ontology annotation, biological process: positive regulation of transcription by RNA polymerase II. The transcript is spliced from 2 exons. NCBI's taxonomy places the organism in Eukaryota, Metazoa, Arthropoda, Insecta, Diptera, Muscidae.